Microdochium trichocladiopsis is the source of this 990-nucleotide messenger RNA. RefSeq lists its product as uncharacterized. The transcript has 2 exons. Lineage: Eukaryota; Fungi; Ascomycota; Sordariomycetes; Xylariales; Microdochiaceae. The coding region runs from base 1 to 990 and encodes 329 amino acids. The record is from RefSeq and is a predicted model, not a curated record.
AUGACUGCUCAGCCGCCUCAACAGCAGCAGCAGCAGCCACCGGCGCCCGCCAUGGCACCCGCGAUGGCGCCAGUGGCUCCAGGCACUACUCCUGUGCCUGCCGCAGGUCCUCCUCCCGUCGGCCGCGCAUGGCACAUUACCAAGAUUGUCCUCGGCAGUGCCUCUCUCGUCUUCAGCAUCAUCCUUGUCGCCCUCUCGGCCGCCAGCUGGACCCUCAGCGACGGCUACGCCUACGAGCUCGUCUGGGUCAUCCCCGUCGCCGGCGUCGCCAUCUGCUGGCAGGUCGCAGAGUUCAUCACCAUCUGUGCCCGCACCGGCCACAAGAGCAUCCACCCCGGCGCCCACGUGGCUCUGCACCUCCUCCUGUGGUUGGGGUUCCUGGUCAAUGUCAUCCUCGACGGCUUCAACGCCGGCUACCUCGCCGAGUACCUGUCCGACUACGACGACUACGGCUACUCCCCCUCGAGCUACUAUUACGGCUACUACAACUUCAUGAUUAGUGGCCAGUACCAGUCCAUCACAUACGCCCUGCUCGCCUUCUCCGCUCUGCUGCUCAUCAUCCACUUCACCCUCUUUGUCCGCGCCUGCAUUGAGACGCAUAAGCGCAACUCCGCGGACCGUGCCGUCCGCUACAUCUACGUCCAGCAGCCCAUGUACUACCCGGGCCAGCAGUUCACCCCUCAGCAGCUCAUGCAGAUGCAGAUGCAGCAGCAACAGUUCUACGGCCAGCCCCAGCCGCAGCAGCCCGUCGUCCCUGGAGGCAUCCAGCAGCCUCAGCCCGCGCACUAUUCUGGUUACUACAGCGACUACUACGACCCCCAGCAACAGCAGCAAGGACAGCAGCAGGGGACAAAGGAGGCGGUGCAGCCGCACGCAACGGGGUCCACGAGCAACGGCCAAGCUGCCGGGCCCUCAGGAUCGGCGUCGGACGGUCGCGGGUCGUAUGUCGAGGCUCCGCAGCCCGUGUAUAACCAGCAGCAGCAUGCGUAA